AUGAAUCGUUUUGGCGAUAUUGAUGUUUCGUUCAAAAGACUUCCACCUAUUUAUGGUUAUCAUGCUGAAGAACUUGUUUCGAUUGAAAAAGCACUGAAACCUAUUGAAUCCAAAAUUAAGGAACUCUCUCGUUUCAUAAAGGUUGCUAAAGAUUACUGCCAUUUCCCAUCUGAACAUGGACUAUCGCAUGAUGAAUCAGCUGCGAUAUACAUUUAUACAAUGGAAUGGGGUGAAACGACAUUAUAUCGCGUACUAAAUAAAGCAUUGCGAUCAGAAAAUAGGCAAGUCCCAGAAUUAAAAAUAUGGUUCCCAUAUUUAAAAUUAUUUGAUACAGCAUUAGACAAGUUACCUACUGUCAAAGAGGUAGUAUGGCGAGGUGUACCUCUAGAUAUUGGAAAAAAUUUCACUGACAAUCAAAUAGUAACGUGGUGGAGCGUUAAUUCGUGUUCGUCAAACGUAAACGUGAUUAAACAGUUUCUUGGCACUGAUAAGAACUCAACUAUGUUCUUAAUCGAAACUGUUAAUGGGAAGAAAGUUUCAGGAUAUACAGAAUACGAAGGUGAAAACGAAAUAAUUUUACGAAUGGGUUCACGGUUUCGUGUCAAGGGCGACCCGUUAGAUCAAUCGAACGGUUCGUAUGUCGUUCAUUUAAUUGAACUCGGUGAGAAUAAUAAUCAAUCAUCAGCAGGAGCUACGAGUGGUAGUUCAAGUAAGUUAUUUAUAAUUUGUCUUAGUGAAAUAACCCUUCUCUAUGAAAUAUGUGUGUAUAUAAUGACUUUAAAAUUUCCAAGUUCUAAUAAGUGUACUAAUGAUAAAGAAAAAAAGUAA
Molecule: messenger RNA, 828 nt
Organism: Rotaria sp. Silwood2
Lineage: Eukaryota; Metazoa; Rotifera; Eurotatoria; Philodinida; Philodinidae
Source: the annotation of a GenBank genome assembly